AUGGCUCAGGCGGGCGACCCUAUCGCAUCUGGGGCACCCGCAUUGUCCGACCAGGGAGGAGGCGGAGGAGGGCCCGACGUCGGCGCAGAGGCGAGCGGCAGCGGGAGCGGCGCGCAGUCGAAUGGAGGCGUCGGAGAGAAGCAGAAGAAGAAGGUCAAGGUUGGCGCGAGGGCGAGCAUCGCGUGCAAGACGUGCAGGAAACGCAAGGUGCGCUGCUCGGCAGAGUGGCCCAUCUGCCGGUUCUGCACGAACCGCAAGCUCGAAUGCGUCUACGAGGGGCAUCCAGCGGAGAACGGCGGACCGAUGGUCGCCGGUCCGUCUGGCUUCGCUCCCCUCGCGCCGAUGUACUCUCCCGCUCUCGACACGGAGCUCCCGCCGACCAACAUCAUUCUCGAGGCGCUCGACUCGUUCCUCAUCCACCACUACGACACCUUCCCUUUCAUCCACCGCCCGAGCCUGACGACCGAGAUCAGCGAGAACCGCGCAUCGAAAGAGCUAGUCUGCUGCAUUCUCGCCCUCGCCGCACGCUUCUGCCAAUCCCUGCGCGACCUGCACCCCUCCUCGCCCUCCGCCGCAUCCGAACACUACGCCCAACUCGCCUCGCAUCUUCUCUCCGUCCAUCAGCCUCUGCCAGGCCACGCCAACCCUCCUCCACCGACCGCCGACGUCCCCAUCUCCCUCAUGCGGUGCCAAUGCCACCUCCUCCUCGGUUUCUACGAGCUCACCGCCGGACGCGACAACUCCGGCUGGCUCAAGAUCGGCACGGCCAUUCGGAUGGCUCAAACCCUCCGGCUCGGCUUCGACGACGAAGUACCCGUCUAUGACGACCCUGAGAACCCGCUCUCGAGUCGCGGGAGGGCGAUCGCAGCGGCUCAGCAGGACCCGAUCCGCGCAGAGACGAGGCGGAGGACGUUCUGGGCGCUCUUCUCGCUCGACAGGACCGUGAGCGAUGGGAAUGAGCGGCCAUGCGGGUUGAAGGUGCCUCGGAUUGCGAGUCUGCGGAUGCCUGGGUCGGAUGCGGAUUUCCUCGCGGGACGAAAGAGCCUCGGCGCGAGGUUUGAUCCGAAUCCACCGCCUUGGAGCGUGUCGGUGCAGGGUGGAGCGGGCGGCGGCGCAAAUGGCGCGAGUGCGGAUGGUUCAUCGGGACACGCGCCCCCAAGCGACGAGCCCGAAGCCGACUUGUACGGCUUCACGCUCAGGAUCGCCGAGAUCUGGUCGAAAGUCGCGUCGUACAUCGGCUCGGGCGGGAGGAACGUCGACCGUCGACCGCCGUGGCAGGACGACUCGACUUUCGCGCAGCUCGCCAAGGAGUUGACCGAGUUUGAGCAGAGGCUGCCCGAGGAGCUCAAGUAUUCGCAGAGGACGCUUGUCGCGCAUUGUAUGGUCAGGGAGGACGCCAAGUUGUUUGCGUUGCUGCACUUGACGAACGCGAUGGCGAGGCAUGUUCUGCACCGCGACUACCUCCCCUUCCUCCCGCCGCUCGAUUUCAAGGCGGCCAAUGGUCCGAUCGACGGCGAGCCUCUCUACGGCGACUCGACCGCGCCCGCAGGGUGGUGGCAAGAAUCGUUCGACAUGGCCGCAACCUCCGCAAACACCAUUUCGGACGUCUGCUCGCACCUCUCGUCGCACGGGAUCAUCCUCACACACCCGUUCGCUGGAUUCGCGGCGGUCGCGGCGGGGACCGUGCAUAGUCACCUCAAGUACUGGCCGCAGUCGAGCUCGGCGCCUGUCGAUGCGACGCACUACCUCAAUCAGGACGCCGAGAUCCUUGCUGGCUUGCGCAACAUCUACCCGAUCGCAACUCGCUGGUACGACUCGCUCGCCGGUCUCCAGCUCCUGUACUUCAACCUCGCACGCGGCGUCCUCGACGCCGACCCGCUCAAGGUCCGCGCCGGCGUCCUCCAGCUUCUCCGCAGCGCCAAGGACGACGCGGACAACGACUCCCCGAACCGCGGAGCUGCUGCUGCGAACAGUGCGAAUGGUAAUGGUGCAGCGCAGCUUUCGGCGGCGAACGGGAACGGCCAGGCGAGCAAGCCGAAGGGCCAGUCGCGCAAGUCGAGGAAGCAGGAAGACGCGGCGGCGCCGUCGAGCGAGCGCUCCAGGUCGUUCUCGCAGACGAUCAACGACCUCGUCAACUCGCCUCUCGGCAGCGCAGGAGCCGAAGGAGAUCCAGUCGCCACCUCUGCCGCCCUUGACCCGUCGGCUGCAGCAGCCUACUCGCUCUUCCACCCGCCGUUUCCGAUGCCUCACCCGCCUACCUCGACGCACGACCUCUCUUUCGCGACUCUCGCGCCCGAACUCGUCCCAGGCGACUUCUCCUUCGACCUUGCGGCUUCGUCACUCGGUGGACUCGGCCUGUCGACGCUCGACGAGUGGGGCGCGGGGUACUAUUACGGUGGCUCGAACUGGGGACUUGCGGGAUUCGGUGGACUGAGCGGCGCAGGAUUCCCGGCGGGACCUGCGCUUUUCGGUGGAGUCGGAGCGGGCGCGGCGGGAGGACAGCCGGGAGCGGGCGGGACAGACGGAAUGGCCUGGACGGGCUUGUGA
Messenger RNA from Rhodotorula toruloides NP11, 2547 nucleotides. RefSeq names its product C6 transcription factor. The transcript is spliced from 6 exons. Gene Ontology annotation, biological process: DNA-templated transcription; regulation of DNA-templated transcription. The record is from RefSeq and is a predicted model, not a curated record. Gene Ontology annotation, molecular function: DNA-binding transcription factor activity, RNA polymerase II-specific; zinc ion binding; DNA binding. Bases 1 to 2547 code for a protein of 848 amino acids. Lineage: Eukaryota; Fungi; Basidiomycota; Microbotryomycetes; Sporidiobolales; Sporidiobolaceae. Gene Ontology annotation, cellular component: nucleus.